AUGGAUAAGGUUUUCAGUGAAUACUCGCGAAAGGGGAACAGUGCGAAAUUCGAGGUUAUUGCCAUGAGUUGUCGACGACCUGAGCAUCAAGCCCCUCCGGAGAUAUUCUAUGAUGAGACGGAGGCCCGCAAAUACACAACGAAUUCCAGAAUGAUCGACAUUCAAGUGCAAAUGUCUGAACGAGCAUUGGAACUACUGGGAUUACCGGACGACAAACUUUGCCUCGUAGCUGAUCUAGGCUGCGGUUCAGGACUGUCCGGCGAAGUUAUUGAAGAGCAGGGCCAUAUGUGGAUUGGAGUGGAUAUAUCACCAGCAAUGCUAAAUAUUGCCAGGGAGCGCGAAGUCGAGGGAGAUUUGAUUCUUGGUGACCUUGGAGAAGGACUGUGUUUCCGUGCCGGUGUAUUUGACGGAGCAAUCAGUGUUUCGGCAUUGCAAUGGCUGUGCAAUGCAGAUAAGAAUGAUCACAAGCCACACAUCGCCGACGAGCGAAAGAAGAGCAGCAACAUGUCGUCAGACCAGUCAAAGCGCGACAACAAUGGAAGUUACUUGACGUUACUAUCUGAUUCGCCGAUGUUAAUAUUUCAGGCCCGAGGUGCACGUGCAGUUUUCCAGUUUUAUCCCGAAAAUUCUGCUCAAAUUGAACUCAUCACAGCGCAGUCUAUGAAAGCGGGGUUUUCUGGGGGCCUUGUUGUGGAUUAUCCCCACAGUUCAAAGGCGAAAAAGUUCUUUCUGGUUCUAAUGACCGGGGGCCCGCAACAGCUUCCUAAAGCUCUCGGAGAUGCGGAGACCGCUGAAGUAGCGAAAGCAAAAUUUACCACGAAAAGAGAAAAGAUGCGAGGACUGCGCCAAGGAAAAUCCGUGAAAGGAAGCAAAUCGUGGAUAAUGCAGAAGAAGGAGCGCAGAAGACUUCAAGGGAAGGAAGUGAAAGCGGAUUCGAAAUACUCGGCCCGAAAGCGUCCCGGGCAUUUUUAAUGCAGUGAUUCGUGUUAUAAAUGAUUUUUUUCAGUUCAAUCCGAAACAGAGAACACCCUCUUUGAUGCCAUAUUCCAUCUUCGUUCUACAGGAAGCAACAAUAUUUUAUUAAGUGCUUUUUUUUGUGUGUGAAGGAAGUUUCAGCUAGUCAGAAGAUCUCGGGGUGUUCUGAUUGGCUCUGUCCUGUGAAUGGAUAGUUCCCUGGUUCGAGACGAAAUCCUUGUGCAAGCACAUAAUAGGACAGGAGUUUUUAUGCAGUACUUAUAAGGUGUUGUUGCGUUCGAAUGUUUCGGUUCUGUCAUGCCUGAAGAGCAAGUUUCGGAUUUUUUAGACGAUGCUUCAAGUAUCCCUGAAUCUGGAGCGGUCUUGACAUUUGGACGCAGUCUGUUCGGUAAUGAUCAAGAACCUGGGAAAUUUUGGAUCCGCAAUGAUGCAAUCAUUGGCAUAUCUUGUGGGGAUCAAUUCACCGUGGUUGUUGCAGCGUCGGGGCGCGUGUUCACGUUUGGAAGUAAUAAUCAUGGAGAGCUUGGCCUGGGACACAGGAAAACUGUCAACAAACCGUCGUGUAUCAAAAGUUUGAAACCCCGGAAAAUUGUGCUGUCUGCUGGUGGUCGAGCCCAUACGAUUCUUGCUACUGAGUCGGGACUACUGUUCAGUAGUGGAUUGAAUAGUGAUGGCCAGCUUGGCAUUGGGACUGACGAAGAUUCAUUCGAACCAGUUCCAUUCCAACUCCUUGAAGAUAUUCUUGUCCCACUGAAACAACUUGCGGCAGGAGCUCAUCACUCUGUUGCUCUUACAGUCGAUGGACGGGUUUUUGGUUGGGGAUCUAAUGUCGAAGGUCAGCUUGGUAUUCAGGAGCAAUGCAUCAACAAACCCCAUUUGAUCGCUGAGAACGUCGAGAAGAUAGCGUGUGGUUACUAUCAUACAGCAUUGAUCAAAAGUGAUGGGAUAGUUUACGUGCUGGGCAUUACAGAAAAUGCGCAGUUGAAUGAGAGCAACUCUUCCGGAGGAGACGGAAAACGACAUGUUAUGCUUCCGGAUGAAGAACGAGCAGUGGAUGUGUCUUGUGGCGGGAGCCACACGAUCAUCCUCACGGCAACUGGCCGUGUGUUCGGCUUCGGUGACAAUGAACGCGGACAACUCGGCUUGGACAAGGUCGUCAGCAGCUGUCCAGACCCUGCCGAAAUCCUUGGUCUGACUGAUCAGAAAGUUGUGCAGAUUUCCUGUGGUGAACGCCAUUCGGCUGCGAUCACGAUAAAUGGCCAACUGUUCACAUGGGGGGACCGGGGUUACGGAAAGCUGUGUGAGGAAAAUGUUAGCUUGACUUCCGGAAGCACUGCAGAUGGACCGGAUUUCUUCGUCGGCCCGGUUCGUCUUGCUUGGCUGGAACCUCUCUCCAUUGUGAAGGUUUCUUGUGGGGGUAUGCACACAAUUUUGCUUGCCAAGACGAGGGUUCAAUCAAACGCGGUUGUUGCUGAUGAAAGUUCGGAAGUGAAAGAAGAGGUUGCCGAUGCGGCAUCUGCUCUACCGUCUCACAUUACAUCGGUUGAAUCUCCACCGACGAACUUGGAUGUUUCUGAAUCGAAAUCUUCGAUCACAAUAAACGACGUGCUUUCAUCGUCUGUUGAUAUUGCAGCAGAAACGAAUAGUGACGUGAAGAUGCUGGACGAAAAUCUGGACGGCAAGGUAACAAACGGAAAGCAGAAAUCUGUCAAAAAGAAAUCCAAUGUCUGCCUUUUACUGUGAAUCGUACUGAAAAUAAUCUUGCCAAGCCUUAAUCUUGGAGCGUUUCAAGAAUGCGAGGGUUGUCUGGUUUCUGCGCGAAAUCGGGCGAGAAAACUAACGACCUUUGCCCCUUUUUUAUUGAUCACAUUAUGUCAACACUGAUAUUGACGGAUUCCGCGAAUUCCAAUUUUCUUCGCAUUUUUGGUCUUGAACUUCGCUCCAUUGAACUUUCCUAAAUAUUAAUCUGUUGUAAUUCAGGUGCGUCUCUGGAUGAAGUUUAGAAUAAUAUUUUAGACGCUUGCACUGAGACCUCUAAUUAAAUUCGAGAUGAAUCAGAUGGUCUUUCGCACAUGGGUACUGGUGACCAAUUUCUUCCCCAUCAUCCUUAGUCACCAAAUUAUUUGUUCGGAAAAAUUUAAAGACAAAUGGGCGAAGGUCGUGGAAAUCAGACAGCCUCGUUGUUUUUCGAAGUAUCCUCAAGUAUCGUUCUUUUUUGCGGUACCGCGUUUGUGCGUCUAGUCAACAUAUUUCUGAUACUCCUAGAAUUUUUUUUUCCAAAGGAGGAGUUCGAUUUUCGGGAAUAAAUUGUGAGAAAAUUAGACAAUAUUGCCAAAGUUUGUCUUCGGGAAUCUUGCGGGCAACUGUGUACAAAGCGCACAAAAUUUUACGCUGCUGCUACGAGCUUUUGACGAAAUUUUUUACGUUCCAUCCGAGGUCUCAAAAUGGUGACAGUAUUCCGUCCAUUUUGUAACGCAACGAAAUCCUAGUCGCGAUCGUGUUGUGUUCCGAGAAAAUAUUCUCUGCGUGCAAGUCUGUGUUUGUUCAACUGCAUCUCGUGAAAGAAAUGAAGAAAAGCGUUCUGUGGAAAAA
Messenger RNA from Notodromas monacha, 3567 nucleotides. The record is from the annotation of a GenBank genome assembly. Lineage: Eukaryota; Metazoa; Arthropoda; Ostracoda; Podocopida; Cyprididae.